AUGCCUCUGUGGGCGCGAGUGCCGUUGGCCGCGGGCGGCCGCACCGCGGUCCUCGCCGACGGUCGCGCGGCGCGCUUCUCCGCUACUCGCGCGCCUCGCAAUUCCGCACAAACUCAGUGCCCCAUCGCGACAAUCACGUCCUCCGAUGUCGCUAUCGGGUCUAGCGCUCCAGCAGCCGCCGUCGAAAACCAGCUCGCUGAACAAAUGUCGAUCAAAUUUUUCUCAGGACUUCAGGAUCUGCUUGGUCUCUACGAUGCUUCGAUAGCGUCUACCAGUCACUCUACUGCCCACAUACCACCCAGUAAUGGCUUAUUUUCACCGGCAGCUGCAGGAUCGAGCAGUCUCCCACGUCGUAAAAGUGCUGGCGAACAUAAUCACGCCCUUAGUACUAGUGAUGACGACGUGCAAAUUAAUAAGUGUUCUCAUGAUCGAAAAGUUCGAUUUGAUGAUGAGCAACUCAUUUCUGGGUACUGUGAGGCUUCCGCGCCGGCAUUUGCGUCUGUUGGGGAAACACAGUGCGCAGGAUGCAAAGAAGGGCCUGAUGUCGAAGAAAUUCUAAAAUGCUAUCGAAGAUCUUGCCAGAAAUUAGGAAUACCAACAAUUGCAUCAGUUGAGCGUCAAAUAGAGAGACUGCAGCAAUCAUCGUGCAUUCGACAGGAGGUUUUUUCACUGAAGGGUGAGCGUGUGUCAGCAGCUCAGAUGGAGGCCCUCGAAGAAGUGUUCCGAAGAGUGCAGUUCGAUACUGUUGACUUCGAGUACACUUUUCUGGAUGACGAUGCGGCAGUAGCUCUGAGUGAGAUGCUCGAGUUCUAUGAAUCAGCCCAUAAGUUGAACCUUUCUUUCAACAAGCAAAUAACAAUUCGAGGAUGGACAGACGUGUUCAAGGCGGUGAAAAAUAGCAAUUCGUUGCAAAUGCUGAAUUUGCGAUAUACUUCGCUUUCUGAGAAAUCUCUGGCCGCAUUAUGUCGCAUGCUUCGAGGUACCCCGCAACCUGUACUUGGUUGCUUGCACCUUGAAAACGUGAAUUUAUUUGGAAGGAAUUUGUACAGUCUUGUAUGUGCCUUGAAGUUCAACACUGUGCUCAAGGAGCUUUAUCUCGGUGAAAAUAGUAUACAGAGUGGUGAUGGAGCUCAUCUAUAUCAGCUGAUAUUGAACAAUUUUACUAUACAGAUGAUCGAUUUACGUAAUAACCAGCUAGGGGAUGGCGGAAUUUCUAAGAUUUGUGAAGCAUUACGUAAUCCAGAAGUUGUAAAGAAAAGCUCUCUCAUGGCUCUUGUUCUCUGGAAUAAUAGAAUAACUGCAGGAGGAAUGGACUCCGUGGCAGCUGCUUUGUGCGAAAAUCCUCAUCUGGAAACUCUAAAUAUUGGCAGUAAUCCACUCAGUGAAACAGGUGUUCAACGCUUGCGACCGGCAUUGGGUGGAAACGGCAGUGGUCUGCGCAGGCUUGGUCUUCAAAACACUCAGAUGACUUGUCAGAGUGCAAUACUGCUGGCCGAAUGUCUUGCUGACAACUCUACACUGAUACGUGUUGAUCUUAGGGACAAUCCUGGAAUCGGUUCUGCUGGUUUGCUUGCUAUUCAUUCAGCCAUGAAAAUCAACGGAUCUAUUACACUGCUGAAUCUAGAUCAGAGUUGUGUUGUCGCAACCAAUGUCAAGGUACGGGCAUAUCAGGAAGACUUCCGGCGCUACUACGAAGACAUCAAACGUUACUGCGAACGAAAUAAACUUGCUGCACAACAAAAAAUGGAUGGUUCGCCAGAAGUACCAACUGUCGAAUCCGCACUGAAAAGCGACGAGCCAGAUGGAGGAGAGGAGACUACACCGUCCAUCGAUACACCUGCAGGUUUUGUUGCUACAAACGACGUAGACCUUUCUCCAUCGCAUUGUCAGCGUCCCCUAUCAACGUUGACUGGAUGCUCCAGAGCAAAGACGAAGUUUAUGAGGAGUUCAUCGUUGACUUGUGCUGAAACCGUAGCUGAUAUUCAUGAGCGUAUACAAGUAAUGGGUGGAUCGUGUCAUUCGUUAGACGAGACCGACACAGACUCAACGAAAACAAUCAAGAAGACUAGUGCUUCUACUCAUGGCUCUGUAGGACUAGCGGAGUGGGGUUCUUUGCCAGCUCUUUCACAAGCAAAUGAGGCAACGAAGCCAGUUGUACGGAAAUUGCGUCGGUUCUCAGUGUCACCUUCUUCUUCAACUUUUGAUGUUUCUACAGCUUCUGGCAAGCCAGCGAAUUCUUCCAUUCAACAAAUUUCAAUUCGGCCGAGUAGCUUGGUAAUAGGGAUUCCAAACCAGAUUACUAUGAAUGAAGGCCCACUGUCAGCUCCUGUUCAUUCAUCGUGCCUUUCUGAAUCUGCUGUUGGGUGGCCAUCUUAUUCAGAGAAAGUGACCAUCCGAAGAAAUCCUGAGAAGGAGCGAGAUAAUGAAGAAAAGACUGUCAUCACAGAACAGCAAAACACGGAUACUGAAAAAGAAUCUGCUCACUCAGAACAUGUUGUUUCAUUCGAGCACUCUGGAUUACAAACCAGAGUUGAUUUCUUCAAAUCAAAUACGUGUUCGAACGAAGAAGUUACCAGUAGAAAUCCCGCGCAAGAUAAUAGUAGCCGAUCGAGUAGUGAGGAGCAGAGAAUCUCUGCCGAAGAAGACGUCAAGAGAGAUGUUCGCAUAGUGAUUGCUGACCUCAUCAAUUACGUGGUUUACGAGGAAACAUCAACAAUCGAAAGAAAGCGGUCAUUGCUUUUGCAGGCGACAGUGUUUUCAGACAGAGAGCUAGGCAUUUUGAAAGGGCAGACCGUAGAAAGCUCACCCCAAGGAAGAAACGUCGUUACACCAUCUAGGAUGGUUAAUAUAGCUGAAGAAGUUGCUGAGGAGACUGAGGAGAUGGUCGUUUCUGGAGUUGUGCGUUCACUUGUACGUGAAGUCCUCAGGCGAGAAAAGGAAGAGCUACGAAAUACACUGGAUAGGCGACGAAGAAGAGCUGGUACCACAACAGCGAGUACCGCUGUUUGA
Molecule: messenger RNA, 3009 nt
Organism: Necator americanus (New World hookworm)
Lineage: Eukaryota; Metazoa; Nematoda; Chromadorea; Rhabditida; Ancylostomatidae
Exons: 21
Coding region: 1-3009 (1002 amino acids)
Biological process (GO): regulation of Arp2/3 complex-mediated actin nucleation; cell migration
Cellular component (GO): plasma membrane; lamellipodium
Molecular function (GO): protein binding
Source: RefSeq, a predicted model, not a curated record